AUGACUUCUUCAAAUCCUAUAGUAAUAGACUGGUCUUCAUCAUCACACUCGUUUAUUCGCAUAGAUGACCCUUCAUUUUCACAACAUAUUUCAUAUUAUCCAAUUCCGGAUAUUGAUUCUCAAGCUUUUCCGAAUAAUAAUCAGGAGGACUAUCCAAUAAAAGAUUUUUCUUCUAUAUCUCCCAUUUCUUUAACGACGACUCCACCUAAUGUCGAUAAUUCUUUUCUCAUUUCUUUCAAGAAAUUUCACGUGACCAAAAUACACAAAGCCGGUUAUAACAAGAUUUACGAAUUUAGACGUUCAAAAAGUUUCUUUUUUGAGAUUGUUGAUCACCAUCUGGACACCAAUCAACUUCAUUUACGGAUACACACAAAUGAUUAUCUCAUGUCAACUAUUCCUAUUAAGUAUCAUUCCACAAGUGCACUACCAAACGCCAAAUAUCAAAUUAGCAAAGGUCUUCAGCAUUUUUUUUCCUCACAAAAAGUUAUUCCACGUCGUAUUCAAAAAAAAUAUUUUGAUAUGAUACGCAAUAAAUUAUUAGAUAGAAUCAUGUUUAUCAAGUCACGUGAGAGUAAAAUCAACAAUAAGAAUACAACAACGAAAACUUUUUUUAAUUUCUCGUACAAAAGAUAUAGAUUUCAUUUUGGUAUCUUUAUCCCUUACGACUAUAAGAUUGAGGCAAAAGGUUUAUCUAUUCCACCUCGACUUUGUGAGGUCCCUUGUCCUAUAGUAAUGUCUAAUAAUAGAUAUGGAUGUGGCUUACAUUUUUUUCACAAAUACCCAGCUGCAAUAGCUUUUGUACGAAACGAACAUGGUGAUUUUACAUUUAAAAAUCAACAUCAAGAUAAACAGUUCCACGCUAAUUUGACAUUUGACCGAUGA
This is a messenger RNA of Rhizophagus irregularis DAOM 181602=DAOM 197198, 882 nucleotides long. NCBI's taxonomy places the organism in Eukaryota, Fungi, Glomeromycota, Glomeromycetes, Glomerales, Glomeraceae. The record is from RefSeq and is a predicted model, not a curated record.